Thyridium curvatum is the source of this 1281-nucleotide messenger RNA. RefSeq lists its product as uncharacterized. The record is from RefSeq and is a predicted model, not a curated record. The transcript has a single exon. Lineage: Eukaryota; Fungi; Ascomycota; Sordariomycetes; Thyridiales; Thyridiaceae. The coding region runs from base 1 to 1281 and encodes 426 amino acids.
AUGCCCGACGACGAUCCAUCCAAGAAUCCCUUCGUGCGCUGGAAGCACCUUGUCGAUGCCCACGUCAGUGCCACACUCCAUGGCCUUCUCGGCCUUCCAGCCAUUGUCUCGGAGAACUUGAACCUCAACACCCGCGCCGCCGACGUCGAUAACUCGAGCGCAGACCCCGAGCAGACGGCGCAGGCCAACAGUGAGAUAGAGCGCGCCGUGGCUUCGAGGCUGAGGCAGCGCCCGGCUCGGAUGGACCUCUUACAGAGCUUCGCAUGGAGCAGCUUCUUGUUCCAGUCGCCCUACUCGCCGCUGAACCUGCAGGGCCUCCCCCAGCCAGUUCCUAACGAUGCGCCACGUCACGGCGAGGGACAAGACUUUACUUUUAUGGACGCCUUCGAGGACCUGCUCGAGGAGACUGCCAGUGGCCGCCUGCCGGAUCUUCCCGACCGACUACGGUCGCCAGAAGAACACCAGGUUCUAAGCCGGAUCAUCAGACAGGAACAUUUCCUGCAAAGAAUGAUGUCCCUCGACAAGCGGCAUAUCAACGCCUACUUACCACUUCCUCCAGCGGGUCAGAGCGUCGACGACUCGGAACAGGCGGCCUCUAUUUUCGGCGAAGAGCAGGACGAUUGGAGAGUCGAGGCGCGUAACCGUCUUCGCGACAUAGCAGCAGCUCAGCAGCCAACCUUCAACUGGCCAGGCACCCUCGACAGUCCCGCCGGUCUAUUUGAUCAGUUUAAUUCAGUCUUCAGUGUGCUGAACAAGGUACUGGAAGAGGAAGAGAGACGUCCACAAGACCCAAGCAAGGCAGACGGGCGCUUGAAGGAGUCGAGCAAAGAGGACGGGGUGGCGUCGAAAAACCAGGAUCGCUUCCUCGAUGCAGAACCCGAUACUGAAGACGAGUUCUACAAGAUCGUCAAGUCCGUCUAUACGGAUGCCGACAGAUCAUUCAGCACAUUUGUCAAGGCGAUUUCGGACAUCAACACACGCACCGGGGUGUCAACAUCAUUUUCAAAAUCAGUCGACCGCUUCGACGGGACAGACGAUGCAGCUAUUCAGACGUUUAAAGACACAAAAGAGCACACUGACAGAUUCGGAAAUCUGCAUGUCAAGACGACGAUCCGUCGGGUGAAUGCUGACGGAGAAGAAGUCGCACGUGAGACGCACUACUCCGUCCGUUCGGCUUCGCAGGUGAGCGGAGAUGACGAGGAGAAAAGCGAUCAUGUGCCACAGGAGAAAGGGGGGGGAGAGGUUGAGCAACAACAGCAGUCCGGUUGGUUCUGGAAGUGA